Molecule: messenger RNA, 702 nt
Organism: Phycomyces blakesleeanus NRRL 1555(-)
Lineage: Eukaryota; Fungi; Mucoromycota; Mucoromycetes; Mucorales; Phycomycetaceae
Exons: 3
Coding region: 1-702 (233 amino acids)
Source: RefSeq, a predicted model, not a curated record
AUGCCCUCUGAUAAUACGCGACUCCCACGGCAUCUGUUUCGUAAAAACGCCAAACUUAACAAACGUAAACAGAGAAGAAUUGCAGAAGCAACAGAGAGAAAUCAGAAUACAGCAUGCGUAGAAGAAACUCCCGAAGAACAUUCACUUUAUUUACAACAACAACGACAAUGGGAAGAAAGAGAACGACGGGAGAAUCGUAUUCAAAUGGCACGGCAAAAAGCACAGGAAUUAGAACAAAAAGCCAAAGCAAAUGCGGAACAAAAAUGGAAAGAUGCUCUUUUACGGAUACCGCUUUUACCACCUGCCUUUCCUUCUACCACAGUCCCAUCGACAGCAGAAAGCAAGUUGAAUAUGGGUCAUGUACCACAGUUUAUCUCAAGCAAAGACGAAAAUCCACCUAAGCGAAGACGUUACAAAGAUAUCCAGCGAGAACGAAAUGCUGCUGCUGCUGCUGCUAAUAAGAAUAAUAAUACCACCGCUACAAAUACUACUAGUACUAGUACUAUUACUGCUACUGCUUCUGCUACUGCUACUGCGACUACGACUACGACUUUGACGAUUCCAACAGAAACAACGAAUUCAACAAUGAUAACAAUUGAAGAAUCAAAAGAAGCUGCGCCUGUGGCUCUUCCUAGAACAUUAAUUAUUGACGAUGAUGAUGAUUCGCUUGAAUUUCAAGGCAACACAAGGCACUGGCCAUAA